GAAGCAAACAAUGGGAUGAUCAUUCUGAUAUGAGAGCACAUCCCCCUCCUUUUUCAUUUAAAAUACCCUCUUGCAGAGUGUUACAGAGAAGGCCAAAGGCAUUACAAGUAAAGGCAGAAGAAGAAAAUUAGAAUCAAAAACAAGAAUGAGAAGGAGAGAGUCAAUGAUCUCAAAGGAACACAAAAGAGCUGCAGCCCUGCAUGAGAAACUGCAAUUACUUCGCUCCAUCACCAACUCUCAUGCAGAGAAUGAUACUGCAAUCAUAAUCCACGCUUCCAAAUACAUUGGAGAGUUGAAGCAGAAGGUGGAUAGACUAAACCAAGAUAUCAUAAACACUCCACAAAGUUCAAACAUCCAAGACUCACUUCCUACGGUCACUGUGGAAACCCUGGAAAAAGGAUUUCUAGUAAAUGUGUAUUCAGCAAAGAGUUGCCCAGGUUUGCUGGUUUCAGUACUGGAAGUUUUUGAAGAGCUGAAUCUUACUGUUGUUCAAGCUAGGGCUUCUUGUACAGAGAAUUUUCAAUUGGAAGCCAUCAGUAUGGAAGGUGACGAAAAUGUUGGAGAAAUUGUUGAUGCUCAGGUAGUAAGGCGAGCGGUAUUGCAAGCAAUCAUGCAUCUAAAUACAAAUAUUACGGAUGAUUAGCAAGACCAGUUUAUUAUUAAUUACUUGCAAUAUUAGCUUAUUAUGUCCUUUUACCCUCAUUUUCCAUGAAGUUAUGUAAUUAUUUUGUGGGUAAAAAUUUUUGUAUGGACUUUAAUUUACUAUUUUGCUCACAAACGUAAUCAAAGAUUUCACGUGAGCUAAUGUCAAACGUCUUGCCAUUCUUUCUCCAAUGUUAUGAUGAUUGCUAUAAAAGUUCACUAUUCUCUAUUGUUACCUUAAACAAAACAAGUAUCAUUGUAAUGGUAUGAUAGUAGGAGACAAAUAUUCGAUACUCAUAGUCUCAUACCCUCUCCAAAGUGUUAUAAU
This is a messenger RNA of Amaranthus tricolor (Joseph's coat), 970 nucleotides long. RefSeq lists its product as uncharacterized. The coding region runs from base 146 to 643 and encodes 165 amino acids. Gene Ontology annotation, cellular component: nucleus. NCBI's taxonomy places the organism in Eukaryota, Viridiplantae, Streptophyta, Magnoliopsida, Caryophyllales, Amaranthaceae. The transcript has 4 exons. Gene Ontology annotation, molecular function: sequence-specific DNA binding; DNA-binding transcription factor activity. The record is from RefSeq and is a predicted model, not a curated record. Gene Ontology annotation, biological process: regulation of DNA-templated transcription.